AGUAUCACCAGAAUGAAAAGACCCAAAGCAUCAUCUCCAGAACCCAGCUGUGUGUCAAUGAAGAGUCAUCUGUCCAUGCCACUACCUGAGAACUUCACUGAUGGAAGAUUGACCUCUGACCUCAGACACCCUCUGGAGCUUGUGCUGAGAAACCUUGAGCCACACAUUAUCCAUGAUGGCAAAGAAGUCUCUGAAAGAAUCAUUUGAUUCCCUGCAAAGUUCUUGCAGUAGCUCUGCUGCUAGAUAAGUGUUGCACAACAUACCAAUACUAAAACAUACUGAAAUACCCUGCAAUUAUAUUUCAUUUAAUUAGAAUUGAUUCUUGUAAUAUUAAGAAAAGGCGUUAAAUUAAUUCAAAAGAGGUGUAUUUCCUUAGUUGCGUUGAUGUGCAAGCAUGACCUUCUAGGCACAGACAUCCCACCAACAGACAUCUCGACUCGUUGAAAGAAUUGAAAGAGAGAUUCGUAGCAAAUGUGAAUUAUAACGUUCGCCGAAGUCGUGCUCAUACCUUCAAAAUAAUUCCAACUAUUGCGAUUUAUCUUGUGGUGGCUGAACCAGCUUUAACAAAAAAAAAUUCGGAGCAAAAUAUACUAGAGAUGCACCGAUAUAUCAGCCAAUAAUCUGUAUUUUUCGAUAAAAGCACAGUUUCACGCUAUUGGCCGUUAGUCAUGGCCGAUAUAACCUGUCAAUCGAAACAGGACAAGAAAAUGCAAUAAAUUUGUGCUCUGUGUAUGAUUAGAAAUAUCACAAGGUUUGAUGUCCAAUAUGAAAAGUCAUUAAAUUAAUUAAAAACAUUGAGUUAAUUUAAUCUUCAGAAUUUAGUAAAUGGGAGGUAAUAUAUAUAUAUAUACCGUAGAUUCCGAUAUCAGAGGAUACAUUUUGUAUCGGUGCAUCAUUAAAAUAUACAUAUAUAAAGUUAUGUUUAAUAUGAAUUAUUUUCGUUUGAUAAAAUCUGUUAUUACAUACUGUUUAGGGUAGUUCUGAUUCUGAGACCAGUAUUGACAAAGCCACCGAUACCACAAAAAAUACCUUUUGCCCUUUUCAGUUUACAUUGUAAGAUUUGUGGCUGCAUUUGAAGUUCUUUUUCACUCAAGAAAUAGAUAUUAAUUAAUAUACCAUAAAAUAAUCUUAUCAAUACCCUGAGCCCAGGUAUAGGAAUCGGUAUCAGGAAGGGAAAAAGGGUAUUGGAACAUACCUAACACUGUCACUGUAUAGCUUCACCGUGGGCAGGACAAUGCACAUGAAUUUAUUGAUUAUGCAGAAACACUUACACUCAUGUCACUUCAUAAACUGCAUGCACUUAAGCACUACGGGGCUAUACUAAUAGCUCAAACUAGAUUCUGAGGUAGCAGUUUGUUAUUAGCCGUUAGCGCAUAGCGUGCUAGGACAUUUGCAGUCACAUAAAACACAACACAUGGAGGUGAAUGUGUUUAUUAACCAUCCAAACUCAUUUUCUGUAGUUAGAUUUUCGGAAACACCGGUUUCAAGGCGUUUCACUGGAACUUUAAGCCCUGUGUUGUUUCUUUGUCCGGUAUUGUUAAUGAGUGUGUUGCUGUUAUUCCUCUCUUCCCCAGUGCCUUUCUCUUAUGGAUAUAUUAAAGAUUAAUCCUCCUUUGUCAAUUUACUCCUUCGUCGUGUGAUAUAUACAGCCAACACACCUGACAGCCCUAAGGCAUUUAAAACUAGCUUCAAACACAACAUGUAGAUGACCCCUAAUAGGUUGCGUUGUUUUGUCCCCUAAAGGUCCUGCAAAUGUUAUGAGAAUGUCCUGUAGCAGGGUUUUCAAUCAAAGUUUCAAGAGGUCCGGUCUUUAUAUUUUCUUCCAAACGGAGGUCUGGACGAUAUGUCUUUUAAAAAUAAAUAAAUAUUUAAUCAAUUUAGCCCAGUUGUAUAUACUGUAUAAAAUAAAUGAUCUUUACCAGUCCAUUUAUUUUAUAUUUUGAUGUAUGUAUGUAUAGGCUCUGUGGCUUUAGGGAAUGCCCUCUUAAUAGAAGUCUGAUAAUUAAUAUUUGUACAAAAAAAAACUACUGACAACAUGCAAACAGCAAAUCUAAUAUAUUAAUUAAAAUACUAUAUAACAAUUAAAAUCAUAAAAAGAAAACAAAACUACUAAAUUAGCCUUUCCAUGCCAUUUUCAUCUUCUCACUUUCAUACCAGAACUACUUCUGUCUUUAAAUAAUUUCCCAAUUCAAAUGUUGUCCAAUACAUAAUGUAAACCAGCCAAACCCCCUCAUAAAAUCAUCCAACAGAAUAUUCUGUGAAAAUAUAACAAUAUCUUCAAUAUUGACUGAAUAACACCAAAAUCUUUGUGAAAUUAAUGCUUGAAAUCAAUCUUUGAUGCUUGUUGUCAAAUAAUGACUAUGAUUAUAUAAGAUGUUAGCCUAGGUUUUCACAGCGUCACAAAUGUUUACAUACUGACGUUACGUUAUGGUUAGUAAAAUAUCACAAAUCUGGUUGAAAGGUUGGAGAAAUAUAACAAACAGUAAACAGACUGACGGAAACAAAUGCUUUAAUAUUUCUUGCAUUUUGUUUACUGUUGUGUGUCCUGAAUGUCCUUUAGUAAUGAUCCUCAAAACGCACAGAAAACAUCCACCAAUUCCACAAUCCUGAAAAAACUCCACAUCGUGACAGUCUGGGAAUGUCCUCGACCCAUCAGGAAUGUUUUAAGGACGUUCUCGGAAGAAAAACAGGUGGGAAAAAACAGUCUAGUCUGAGCUGGACUGAUUCAAACUUUCAGACGCCUAUCAACAAGACCGCAUUACACCGGAAGACGCUCACGCUGAACACGGAAAAGCUUCAAGACCUGCAGAGAGUGAAAGACAAACACAAAAGGAUCAUGAAGAACAAGUAUGAGAAUUUAUUUGAGGGAAUCAAAGCACAAGAGAAUCAAACGCUCCUGAAGAGAAUUUACACACAGCUGUACAUCAUAGAGGGAGAGAGUGAAGGAGUGAAUGAAGAACAUGAGGUUUUACACAUGGAGAAAAAGCCCAGAAGAACACAAGACUUACAAGACACUCCAAUCUACUGCAAUGACAUCUUUAAACCUCAAUCACAUCAAAGAGACAAAAUCAAGAGUGUUCUUACUAAAGGCAUCGCUGGAAUUGGAAAAACAGUCUCUGUGCACAAGUUCAUUCUGGAUUGGGCCGAGGGAACAGCCAAUCAGGACGUAGAUUUCAUGUUCCUGCUUCCGUUUCGAGAGCUGAACUUGAUUCGAGAGCAUCGCUACAGUCUUCACAAACUUCUGCUGGACUUUCAUCCUGAACUUCAAGAUGUGGACUCAAAGAUUUAUGAGGAGUGUAAAGUUGUGUUCAUCUUUGAUGGUCUGGAUGAAAGCAGAAUGACUCUGAUGUUUUCAGACAGUGAGAAAGUUUCUGAUGUGACUGACACUUCAUCAGUGGCUGUGUUGAUGUCAAACCUCAUGAAAGGAGAUCUGCUUCCCUCUGCUCUCAUCUGGAUCACCUCCAGACCAGCAGCAGCCAAUCAGAUCCCCUCCAAAUACAUCACGCGUGUGACAGAAAUCCAGGGAUUCAACGACGCUCAGAAGGAGGAAUAUUUCAGGAAGAGAAUCAGCGACGAGCAUCAAGCCAGCAGAAUCAUGUCACACAUUAGAAGAGCGAGAAGCCUCCACAUCAUGUGUCACAUACCAGUCUUCUGUUGGAUCUCAUCCACUGUGCUUCAGAAGAUCCUGACACAAGAUCACAGUGAAGAAAUCCCCAAAACUCUGAGUGAAAUGUACAUCCACUUCCUGCUGAUUCAGAUGAAGAUGAAGAAUGAGAAGUAUGAUCCAGAGAGAGAUCCAGAGAUCAACAGAGAAGUGAUUGUGAAACUGGCUGAAGUGGCUUUCAAACAGCUGAUGAAGGGCAAUGUGAUGUUCUAUGAGGAGGAUCUGAGAGAGUGUGGGAUAGACAUCACUGACGCCUCGCUGUAUUCUGGCAUCUGUACUGAGAUCUUUAAGGAGGAAUCUGUCAUUCAUCAGAGGAAGAUCUACAGCUUCAUACAUCUCAGUCUUCAGGAGUUCCUCGCUGCGUUCUACGUGUUUCACUAUUAUGUCAGUGAAACUAUGGAGGGACUGAAGGAUUUUGCAUCAGUGCAGAAUCUGCUUGAAGGUGCAGCAGAUAAAGCUCUUGAGAGUGAAACUGGUCAUCUGGAUCUUUUCUUGAGAUUUCUGUUGGGCAUCUCACUGGAGUCCAAUCAGAGACUCUUACAGGAUCUACUGACACACACACUGGACACAUCACAAACCAUCAAGAAAACCACACAGUACAUUAAAGAUCAAAUCAAGGGUCAUGAUGGUCUGUCAGCUGAAAGAUCCAUCAAUCUGUUCUUGUGUCUGUAUGAAGUGAAUGAUCAGACUCUGUACAGAGAGAUUGAUGAGUUUGUGAGAUCAGACAAACACUCAGAGAAGAAACUCUCUGCUGCUCACUGUUCAGCAAUAGUCUACAUGCUUCAGAUGUCAGAGGAGGUGAUGGAUGAGUUUGAUCUGAAGAAAUACAACACAACACAGGAGGGCAGAAGAAGACUCACACCAGCUGUCAACAACUGCACAAGAGCUCUACUUGCUGACUGUAAUCUCACAGUUGAGUCGUGUAAAAUCAUCUCUUCAGCUCUUCAAUCUUCAGAUUCUCCUCUGAGAGAGCUUGAUGUGAGUAACAAUGAUCUUCAGGAUUCAGGAGUGAAGCUGAUCUCUGAUGCUCUCAAGAACACAAACUGUCAACUUCAGAUACUGAGGUUAUCAGGUUGUAUGGUGACAGAUGAAGGAUGUUGUUAUUUGGCUUCAGCUCUGAGUUCAAACCCGUCACACCUGAGAGAACUCGACCUGAGCUACAAUCACCCACAACACUCAACACCUCAGCUGCUCGCUUAUCAAAAUGAUCCAAACUACACACUCAACAAACUCAAUUUGGAUCAUGGAGGACAUUUUAGGAUCACACAAGGAUUGAUCAAAUAUGCCUGUGAUGUCACACUGGAUCCAAACACAGCAAACAUUCGCAUCAUUCUGUCUGACGGGAACAGAAAGGUGACGUAUGUGAAAGAUCCUCAGCCGUAUCCUGAUCAUCCAGAGAGAUUUAAGGGCUAUGAGCAGGUUCUGUCUAAAGAGAGUUUCACUGGACGCUGUUACUGGGAGGCUGAAUGGACCGGAUGGAGUUUUAUAGGGAUGACUUAUAAAGGAAUCAGUAGGGAUGGAGAUCUCUGUUGCUUUGGUUACAACGACAUGUCAUGGUCUAUGUUCUGUGUUCCUGAACGAUACAGCGCAUGGCACAAUAAUAAACACAGAGACAUACCUGCUCCAUCACCUCCAUCUAAUAGAGUAGGAGUGUAUCUGGACUGGCCGGCCGGCACUCUGUCCUUCUACAGCGUCUCUGACACACACACACUCACACACUUACACACAUUCAACACAACAUUUAAAGAGCCUCUGUAUGCGGGAGUCGCUGUUUUGAACUCCUCUGUGUCUCUGUGUCACAUUGAACAACAUCUUGAAACAUCUUAAGCUGGGGACACAUUUAAUGACUAGCUGAAACAUUCCGAGACUGGAAACAACACAAUUAAAGACUUUCUCUUGUGACUGGAACCGAUUCUAGUCUGUGAACAUCAGAAAAUAACACACAUCUAACUACUGCAUCAGACCAAUAGACAACACUUUUAAAGAGUCAGACUGGACAUUCUGCUGAAACAUAAAAUCUAUCUAUGUACUGAUACAGAUGAGCAAUGUAUAUUUACAUUUUAUUAGUAAUAAAAACGGAAGGUGAGGCAACCAAGAUGUUCACAUUUCCAACAAAGUUAUGCCUUGUGAAACUACUCUCAUGCGUAAUAAAGGUUAAAUUAAUUGGAAAUAAUUACUAGAAUUAUGAGUGAUUUAUUAUUCGUAAAAGUAAAACAUUUUACUUACAUGAUGCAGUUACAAUGCAUAAGCCCCAAACUGCACCCAAACGCAAUGCAGAGACGUCUGCCUCUAAAUUCGGCUAUGAAAAUUACUUGAUUAAAAUAACCAUUAGAAAAAUACAGUGUUUAAAUAAACUUGAUGGCUAAGCAACCUUUAAAAGAAGGCUGUAUAUAUUUGCCGCUUUGUGCCCCUGACCUCAACUGUCGACACACAAAUUUUACUCAACAAAUCAUGCGAAACAAUUUAAAUAUGAUGAUCAUAUCCCAACGCAAGUGAUUUUUUAUGUUCUCUACAUUUUUAAGUGUAUUCUGCUUUAUUAACAUGUUUUUGCAUUAGCUCUGUCUAAGCUUGACAUGCUUUUGUUCUGUACAGGUUUACUAACACACUUUUAACAUACUGCUUAUUUUCGACUAUGUAACUUCGAUAUAGCUAUAAGUAAUAUAACGAUUAUGAAAAUUCCGUAUCCUCAUAAUAUAAAGUGCUUUUUGUUUUGUAUUUUUUUGCACAGUUUUAGGUGCUGCACAAAUAUAUUAUUGUUGUUUCAUUAAGACUCCACUGGGUUUGGUUGUAAUUUGUAUUGAGGCUCUGUAAAUUUGCGCUGCAGGAUUCUUUUUUUAUUUACAAUUAUAUUAGCCUUGUAACACUUACAAAACACAUGUCACCGGGGAGGGAAAAUGGCUAAUUGUGCCCAAUUUUGACAUUUUCACUGCAGUGUAUUUUUACUGGAAAACAAGAAAUAAAGAUAAAAAAAUUCCUCGAAUCAAGAUACUUUUUGUUCAUUUAGAAAAUUUAUCUUUUUUAGUAAUAAAAAUGCAAUUUCUGUGAAUGUGUGCUUAAAACAAGCGAAACAAUCUGCCAAUGGGGUAAAAUAAGUAAUCUUGAAUUGAGUCACUAAGAAAAAGGUAAACCUUAAUUCAAGAUUAUUUUUUUUCACCCCAGUGGCAAAUUUUUUUUGCUUGUUUUAAGCACAAAUUCACUGAAAUUUCAUAUUUUUAAGCAUGUAUGUAUAAAUGUAGUUUUUAAAGCAUUGUAAUGCACCUUUUCAUGCAUUAGACUAUCUUAUAAAUACUUUUUAUAAUCUAACAAUUCCUGUAGCUCAGUGGUAAGAGCAUUGAGUUAACAACGCUAGGUUGUGGGUUUGAUCCCAGGGGAUUCCAUAUACCUAUGUCUUUUCCAGUAAAAAUGUUUAAGAAAGUAGUUUUUUGUAUUGUACUCACUUUUGUUGCCAGCGCUUUAGACAGUAAUGUCUGUUUGUUGAGCUAUUUUGAGGGGACAUCAAAUGUACACUGUUAUACAAGCUUUACACACAUUAUGUUUUACAUUGUAGCAAAGUGUCAUUUGUUCAGUGUUGUAACAUGAACAGAUAUAAUAAAAUAUUUACGUUUAAUGUGA
This is a messenger RNA of Triplophysa dalaica, 7276 nucleotides long. Its product is annotated as NACHT, LRR and PYD domains-containing protein 3-like. The transcript is spliced from 7 exons. NCBI's taxonomy places the organism in Eukaryota, Metazoa, Chordata, Actinopteri, Cypriniformes, Nemacheilidae. Gene Ontology annotation, molecular function: protein binding. The record is from RefSeq and is a predicted model, not a curated record. Bases 2639 to 5491 code for a protein of 950 amino acids.